Messenger RNA from Blumeria graminis f. sp. triticale, 1611 nucleotides. The record is from the annotation of a GenBank genome assembly. NCBI's taxonomy places the organism in Eukaryota, Fungi, Ascomycota, Leotiomycetes, Helotiales, Erysiphaceae.
AUGGAUAGAGGGGAUAAGAUUCUUAAUACUGAAGAAAGUAGCUCUCCUAAAAUCCUCAUCAUUGGUGCAGGAGCCCGUGGCAAUGCCUAUGCCAGAGCGAUUUGUAAUUCAACUAACGGAAAAUUGCUUUGUGUAGCCGAACCUAUCUUAAACAAGAGAAAACGUUUCGGAGAGCAGUUUAUAUGGGGGAAGUCUAGAUCAUACGAAGGGCAAGAGUUCGAGAGUUGGCAGGAUUUUCUCGUAUGGGAGCAAGCUAGACGCUCUAAGGCUUCCGAUGGAGAGAAAGUACCAGAAGGCGUUGACGCUAUCUUCAUUUGUAUACUUGACGAGCUGCAUAAAGAUGCAAUUGUUGGACUGGCACCGCUCGGCUUACACAUUAUGUGCGAAAAACCGCUAGCCACAAGCCUAAAUGAUUGUAUUUUGAUUUACAAAUCAUUACUUCCAAAUCUUCCUGACGCUACUCCAACCAAACUAUUUGCUAUCGGUCAUGUCUUAAGAUACAGUCCUCAUAAUAUGCUACUACGAAAACUGUUGUUGGAAGAUAAGGUGAUUGGAGAAAUAAUGUCUAUUAAUCACACCGAGCCUGUGGGCUGGUGGCAUUUUGCUCACAGCUAUGUCCGAGGAAACUGGAGAAAAGUUUCAACUUCGGCACCAUCUCUUCUUACUAAAUCUUGUCAUGACUUGGAUCUUCUCCUUUGGAUACUGUGCUCGCCACCUGUUUCUGAAUCUGGCCAACAACCUCACCUACCUACUACGAUCAGCUCUAUGGGAAGUGUACAGUAUUUUAAUCAGUCAAAAAAGCCUACGAUUGCUGGAAGUGCCACUAACUGUCUCGAGUGUCCUGCUGAGAACGAAUGUAAAUUUUCGGCGAAAAAGAUAUAUCUUGGUGAUCGGCAUCAGGGUCUUCAGUCUGGAAAUCGAAGCUGGCCUAUUAAUAUCCUUCUGCCCGAUAUUGAAGAAUGCAUUACUCUUGGUGGAUAUGCAAGUGGCGAGGCUGCCCUCAUAGCUAAGCUAGCCGAAGAUUACGAUAGUUCGACUCCUACCUAUGAGAUAUCUGCUAAAAACUGGUUUGGACGUUGCGUCUUUGAAUCAGAUAACGAUGUAUGCGAUAAUCAAGUAGUCCUGAUGUCGUGGGACAAUGAGCCUCAUUCGUCCACAAAUUGUGAUACGAAAUCAUCGCUAGAUCAUCGAGGUGCUAAAACUGCUGUAUUUCACAUGGUAGCUCAUACGCACAAAAUUUGUAAAAGAUAUAGCAAUAUCUAUGGGUCAGAUGGGGAAAUUUAUGCAGACAGCGAGACCAUAACGGUGCAAGACUUUAAACAUGGUACCCGAAAAACAUACACCCCUCCCAAAGCUGGUGGGGGACAUGGCGGUGGAGACGAAGGUUUAGCACGUCAGUUUAUUUAUGCAAUUGAUCAAGUUAAGAAUUAUGGGCUUAGUGUUGACGAGGCUCAGCGGGCAUACAUUAAAUGCACUUUGGAAGAAGUUAUUAGGAGCCAUGCCAUUGUAUUCGCGGCUGAAGAAGCCAGGUUAACACGACAAGUCUUAGAUUUCCCCGAAUGGUGGCGUGAUAAGGUGCAAACUAACCUAGUCGCAGACAAUAGACUUUAA